This is a messenger RNA of Trifolium pratense (red clover), 683 nucleotides long. RefSeq names its product dCTP pyrophosphatase 1. Gene Ontology annotation, molecular function: nucleoside triphosphate diphosphatase activity. The transcript has 2 exons. NCBI's taxonomy places the organism in Eukaryota, Viridiplantae, Streptophyta, Magnoliopsida, Fabales, Fabaceae. The record is from RefSeq and is a predicted model, not a curated record. The coding region runs from base 68 to 487 and encodes 139 amino acids. Gene Ontology annotation, biological process: nucleoside triphosphate catabolic process.
GUAAUUAAUUGUGAUCGUUUACAAAGGCACAAACAGCAUUUCACUUUUUGUUCACUCUUUUCUCAAGAUGACUGGUGUUCCCGAAGGAGACUCUGUAUCCCUUGGCAAGCUCAAGCAAUUGAUGGCUGACUUCGCCAAAGAAAGGGAUUGGGAUCAAUAUCACACCCCAAGAAACCUUCUCUUAGCUAUGGUGGGUGAAGUAGGAGAAUUGUCUGAGAUAUUUCAAUGGAAAGGUGAGGUUCAAAGGGGAAUUCCAGAUUGGAAAGAAGAGGAAAAGAUUCAUCUUGGAGAAGAGCUUUCUGAUGUUUUGCUUUAUCUGGUGAGGCUCUCUGACAUCUGUGGUGUUGAUCUUGGCAAAGCUGCUUUGAGAAAAGUUGAACUUAAUGCUAUCAAAUAUCCAGCAAAAGCUAGCAAAGAGGUCACAAACAAGGAAAAUGAAAUUGAAAACUCUUCCACAGCCAAUAAUGGUACUGUUGAAGAGAAUUGAUAAUAUGUAUAUGGGGGGUGGGACAGUAGGGGAGGUAGUAUAAUGGUUUGUAUGCCAUUGCAUUGAAACUGGUUUUUGAAUUUGUUUAGGUACUGUUUAGCAUGAAUCAUGUCUCCUUUACUGAUAUGAGUAGUAUGUUGAACUCUGUUUUAUCCAUUUUAAUGUGGAUUUCUUUUGUUUGAUCGCAUUUUUCUGA